Neogale vison (American mink) is the source of this 1383-nucleotide messenger RNA. It is a transcript of the gene PRRT1B, whose product is annotated as proline rich transmembrane protein 1B. Bases 1 to 1185 code for a protein of 394 amino acids. Gene Ontology annotation, cellular component: membrane. The record is from RefSeq and is a predicted model, not a curated record. Lineage: Eukaryota; Metazoa; Chordata; Mammalia; Carnivora; Mustelidae. The transcript has 5 exons.
AUGGACGCAGGUGAGGGCUCCUGGGGGGUCCCGGCGCCCGGCUGCUUCUCCCGCGGGGGCCCCAACCUGGCCCUGGGACCCCUCCUCCGGAAGCCGGGACGCCGGGAAGAUGCUGGGGAAAGUUCGGGCAACUUAGGCGGUCAGCCCAUUGGCCAGGGUCUGCUACCCCGGCGGCCCCCAUCUUCCCUGGCUCUCAAGCCAGGAAUCGCUUUGGCUCAGCUCUUCUCAGAGCAGAUCUCAGGGGCUGCCCUGGACGGAUCCUUGCCUGGUCCAGUCGGCCAGCAACAGGGCCGCAGGCGCAGGACCCGUGCCCAGCAGCAGCCAGCAGGGGCAAGGCCUGUGUUCCAGCCCAGCCUGGUGAUGCGCCUGUCGAGUGACGCCAGCAAGCCCCCUGCCCUCUCGACCCACACUUGCGCUUUGGGAGCCGAUGCAAAAGGGGGUGGUGGCCCCGCAGCCUCUGAGGAUCCCCGGAGCCCCACGCUCCCGCAGCUCCCGUGCCGCCCGCGGCUCCUGGAUGAGGAUGGAGGGCCCAGCAAGGAGGUGGCCGUGGAUGGGGGCAGCUCCCCAGCUGCGGAGGAACCUCCGGCCGAUGCCCAGGCUGAGGCUGAGGCUGUAGCCGCGUCCCCCCCCCAGGCUGAGGCUGUGGGCGAGGCCCAGCAGGGGCCCAAGGUGGCAGCCGGCGGGGUGCCCAACAUCGGCUUUGUGGGCGAGCCCCCGCCCUACGCUCCACCGGACCCCAAGGCCAUGCACCUGCUGUACCCGCCCUUCCCACAGGGGCCGGUCCUCUUCCAGCCCGGGCCCUCGCCCCAGGCCCUGUACCCACCGCCGCCGGCCGCGCCCCUGUACCCCGCGCCCGCUGCGCCCCCGCUCUUCGCACCCUUUCCGGUGUACAACAGCCCUGUGGCCAGCAUGUCAGCCCCCGCCACCGCCGGCGAGCACAGGCCGCUGCCCAAGGACCACAUGAUGGAGUCGGUGCUGGUGACGCUCUUCUGCUGCCUGCUCACGGGGCUCAUCGCCAUCGUGUACUCGCACGAGACCCGCGCGGCCCUGCGCAGGGGGGACCUGGCGCAGGCGGAGGAGGCGUCCCGCAAGGCCCGCUCGCUGGUGCUCUUCAGCCUGCUCCUCGGGGUGUUCGCGUCCGCCGGCUGGGUCGUCUAUGUGCUGGUGGCGCUCUACCUGCCCUGAGGCCGCGGCGGCGCACGGGGACGCCCAAGCCGCACGGACUCUGUCUGUGGACUCCGAGCCCUGCCGGCGGCCACCUGUCGCCGACAGAGGGGCCCCGGGGGCAGGAACAGCUGGGGUGUGGCGCCCUCGGCACAGCCGCGGCCGGGCCUCACCCCUCCCGGUGGUCCCCCGGCCGCGUCCUAACUGACCUGCCGCGGG